UCCUUCUCAGUACCUAUCUUGACACGGUCGGAAGAUGUCGACGACUGACGAAGCAACAACAAUAGGAGCACCUGUAGAGGUAGACCUGAUGGGGUCGAAAUUCACUGCCGUUGAUUACACCAUCUUCAGUUUCAUAUUGGCGGUGUCUGUAGGAAUCGGGAUCUACAGUGCCGUGAAGAGUCGGGGGAAGGAGUCAACGCAGGAGUAUAUGCUCGGGGGGAGGAGCAUGUCGCCCUUACCUGUGGCCAUGUCACUCCUGGGUGGUGUUAUAUCUGCAAUAUCUAUACUAGGUGGUGAUGAAGGCCCGCCCCGCCAUGAGGCAGAUCGCUCUCUCUAGUGAUGCUGUGAAGACCAGCCCUCCGCUCGCACUGGUGAACACCGACUCACAAUCCUGUCCGAGAAUUU
Messenger RNA from Homarus americanus (American lobster), 405 nucleotides. RefSeq names its product sodium-coupled monocarboxylate transporter 2-like. Gene Ontology annotation, biological process: sodium ion transport; transmembrane transport. Gene Ontology annotation, cellular component: membrane. Bases 35 to 337 code for a protein of 100 amino acids. The record is from RefSeq and is a predicted model, not a curated record. Lineage: Eukaryota; Metazoa; Arthropoda; Malacostraca; Decapoda; Nephropidae. The transcript has 2 exons. Gene Ontology annotation, molecular function: symporter activity.